AUGGUGGAAGCUGUGGCGGCCGCCUUCGCACAGGAGCCAGGGCUGAAGGAGGUGGGGCUUGGCUUCCUUUGCAACCACUCGGGCAAGCUCUUCACAAAGAAGCCGAGCUUGAAAGAUGUGCGGUGCAAUCAGAAUGCAAUCUUCGCAGUGGUCAAGGCUACGAAUGGGGCGAGCCGAUUGAGUGCCUAUAUGCUUCGGGAUGCGAUCCUUAAGUUCUACACCAAUAACCACUUGUUUCCGGCUGGGCUAUGUGCAGAUGCUGAGUGUACCCAAACCUGGGCUUUGAAGCAUGGCAAUGCCUUGAAGAGGCUAGUGGCUUUGCUGAUUGAUAUCGUUGGCCGCACCCGGCGGAUUUGCAAGAGGGCCAAGACUUCCAAGGACCGCAAGCUGAACCCUUUGAGAAACCGGAUCGCUACAUUGGGAAUAGCUAGCUUGGUGUGCAAGGACAAGGGUGACAAAGAUCAUGACGAUGAAGACUCGAAUGAUGGUGUGCCUGCUGCACCUGCACCGGGGAUUCGGAUGCUUUCCUUUGAAACCUUGUCUUUGGCUUCGGGAUCCAGUAGCGGCUCCUCCACGUCGGGUACGUUGUCGAGCGGCGGCCUGUCGGUCCGUGAUUCUGAGGUGAGUCGUUUGGCUUCGCAGCUUCAGGGUCUUCGUUUGCUGAGCAAGGGCUCUCCGGGUCCGAGUGUCGGGUCCACUGUCACGACUACGGCAAGCUUGUUUGACUUUGCUGGGAAAGCCGAUUCGGAGCCUGCUCAGCCUGCUCAUAUCCCCUCCGGCAACAAGCCCGAAAAGAUCCUGCCUUCCCGGGUUUUCGCUGACCUCGCCACGUGGCUGCCUGAACCUUCGAAAGGGUUCCCCUUGUCCAGCCAGUACGCAGGGGCCUUCGAUGCUGAGGAUGUGGAUGGCAUUCACGAGCCGCCUGAGGAUCAUGAACCCAAGCCCAAAAAAGCGGGGAACAAGAAAGCUACGAAGCCGAAGAGCAAGGCAGGUUCCAAAAAAGCGGGGCCCAAGAGCAAGGCAGGUUCCAAAGAAACGGGGCCCGAGAGCAAGGCAGGUUCCCAAGAAACGGAGCCCGAGACGGAGGAGCUGGACCCGGACUUAUACGAUCAGUACGCGCCCAACCUCUAUGGUGAGAAGCGACUAACGUACAUCGCUACACACGCUCCACAGCAUGGCAACAAGGAGGCAGCUAAUAUGUGGAACUCGUCGCUUCAGAAGGCUAGGAUGCUGGCUGGUGUGAGCUUACGGGAGCUUAAGAAAAGGAAGUUCGUUCCCAAAGAAGCCACUGAAAACCCUUUUGUCAAGAUCGUCAAGCAGGCGAAGCUUGCUGCAGUGGGCGGGGCAUGA
This is a messenger RNA of Symbiodinium sp. CCMP2592, 1350 nucleotides long. Lineage: Eukaryota; Dinophyceae; Suessiales; Symbiodiniaceae. The record is from the annotation of a GenBank genome assembly.